Molecule: messenger RNA, 1890 nt
Organism: Talaromyces amestolkiae
Lineage: Eukaryota; Fungi; Ascomycota; Eurotiomycetes; Eurotiales; Trichocomaceae
Exons: 4
Coding region: 1-1890 (629 amino acids)
Biological process (GO): transmembrane transport
Cellular component (GO): membrane
Molecular function (GO): myo-inositol:proton symporter activity
Source: RefSeq, a predicted model, not a curated record
AUGGCGGAGCCGGAGAAGAUCGCACGGGGCGAGAAGGUCGUCCGCGAGGACAACUCCGUUGGUAGCGAGCAAGCUGAGAAUGUCAAGACUGAAGCUCCAGGCAUUCUCGAUCCCGAGAACAUCCACAACCGCCCAGCAGACAAGCUCAAUGUCAUGUUUGAGAACCCUCUGGCGAAUGUUCCUCGUGAUCAGCUGUUGAAGGAUGUUACGGAAUUCUGUCAUAAAUACAACCUCACGGAACACAUCGACGAGUUCCGCAAGGGAGCAUUGGUCUCUCAGAACCCAGCUGCAGCUAUGGAUCUCACUGAAUUGACUGAUGAGGAGAAGAACAUCCUCCUCCGAGAGCAUACCCACAAGUGGCACCAGCCGUGGCAGCUCUACUGGCUCGUCAUCAUGUGUUCGAUGGCGGCUGCUGUGCAAGGUAUGGAUGAAACGGUCAACAACGGUGCUCAGGCUAUCUACUUGAAAAACUUGGGAAUUAGUUCUAAAUUCUCCGGAAAACAGUUGGACGACAUCACUGGCUUAAUCGUUGGUGCACCAUAUCUUUGCUGUGCUAUCCUCGGUUGCUGGCUCACAGAGCCCCUGAAUCGGUACUUUGCUCGUCGUGGUACCAUUUUUAUCGCUUGCUUCUUCGCCGCUGUAUGCUCUAUCUGGGAAGGCGUUGCCAACACCUGGGUCAACCUCUUCCUUGCUCGUUUUUUCCUGGGUCUUGGUAUCGGCCCCAAGUCAUCUACCGUGCCAAUCUAUGCCGCCGAGUGCUCCCCAGCACCCAUUCGAGGUGCUUUGGUCAUGAUGUGGCAGAUGUGGACUGCAUUUGGUAUCAUGUUGGGUAAUAUCAUGGGUGUCGCGUUCAUGAGUCUCUCCGAUGACCUCUCCUGGCGUCUCAUGCUUGGCUCUACUGUUGUCCUGCCAAUCAUUGUUUGUGUACAAGUAUACAUGUGUCCCGAAUCUCCUCGUUGGCUCAUUCAACACGGCCAAGUUGAAAAGGCGUUCAAAUCAUUCCGCAAGCUUCGUAGCCACGAUAUCCAAGCUGCGCGCGAUCUUUACUAUGCCUACGUGCUCGUUCAGGUUGAACGUGAAAUCAACAAGGGGAAAAAUUUUUUCACCAUGUUUAUGGAACUUUUUACGGUGGGCCGCAACCGUCGUGCAACCAUCGGUAGCUGGAUUGUCAUGUUUAUGCAACAAUUCUGCGGUGUCAACGUUAUUGCUUACUACUCAACCACCAUCUUCACCACAUCCGGGUACUCCAUUCAAUCUGCACUGCUUGCCUCCAUGGGUACUGGUAUCUUGAACUGGGUCUUUGCCCUUCCAGCUACACUCACUAUCGACACCUUUGGUCGGCGAAACUUGCUUCUCACCACGUUCCCGUUCUUGGCAAUCUGUCUGCUCUGGACUGGUUUCUCAUUCUGGAUUGAGCCGGAUAUAGUGGAUAGUAAGAAACGUGUUGCGAUGGUUACAACGGGCAUGUACCUGUUUGAAAUAUUCUAUUCUCCUGGUGAAGGACCUGUUCCAUUCACCUAUUCUGCUGAGGCUUUCCCACUGCACGUACGAGAAGUGGGCAUGUCCUGGGCGACGGCAACAUGCUGGUGCUUCAACUUCAUCUUGUCGUUUACCUGGCCGUCACUUUUGACGUCGUUCAAGCCUCAGGGUGCUUUUGGAUGGUAUGCUGCUUGGUGUAUUAUUGGAUGGUUCUUGGUUUUGUUCUUUUUGCCCGAGACAAAAGCUCUUACUCUAGAGGAACUCGACCAGGUUUUCUCCGUCCCGACCUGGAAGCACGCCUCGUACCAACUCAAGAAUGCUAUCUGGCAUGUUCGUACCUGGGUCUUCCGCCAGAAAUUGGAGCCAUUGCCUCCAUUCUACCAGGGUAUCGACAAGCUCAACGAGUCUUGA